This is a messenger RNA of Nelumbo nucifera (sacred lotus), 1663 nucleotides long. Its product is annotated as NAC domain-containing protein 72-like. Gene Ontology annotation, biological process: regulation of DNA-templated transcription. Gene Ontology annotation, molecular function: DNA binding. Lineage: Eukaryota; Viridiplantae; Streptophyta; Magnoliopsida; Proteales; Nelumbonaceae. The record is from RefSeq and is a predicted model, not a curated record.
GUUAGCUCGAGGCUGAAAGAAGAAAAAAGGAAAUUAAAAUAAUCAAUUUGCUUCUUCUCGCUCCUCCCUCCCCCCGUCCGUCUCCCUCUAGCUGCAGAAACAGAGAUCAACCCAGCCAGUCGCCGAGGAAAGGAAGAAUACCGCCGAUGGUGAUGUCAGAGAGAGACCCUACUUCCCAGUUAGCGUUGCCGCCGGGCUUCCGGUUUUAUCCGACGGAUGAGGAGUUAUUAGUUCAUUACUUAUGCCGUAAAGUCGCCGGACAUCAUUUCUCGUUGGACAUUAUCGGCGAGAUCGAUCUUUAUAAAUUCGAUCCGUGGUUCCUUCCCAGUAAAGCCACUUUUGGAGAGAAGGAAUGGUACUUCUUCAGUCCAAGAGAUCGAAAAUAUCCAAACGGCUCACGACCAAACAGAGUUGCUGGAUCUGGUUACUGGAAAGCCACCGGAACCGAUAAAAUUAUCACGACGGAAGGUCGUAAAGUUGGAAUUAAGAAAGCCCUUGUCUUUUACAUCGGAAAAGCUCCCAAAGGAACUAAGACUAACUGGAUUAUGCAUGAGUACAGGCUUUCAGAGCCUCAAAGGAAGAACGGAAGCUCUCGGUUGGAUGAUUGGGUUCUGUGUCGGAUCUACAAGAAGCAUUCUAGUGCUGAAAAGUCGGUGCCAGGUACAUGGAACAAAGAACAGAGCCAUGCCUCGUCUUCAUCGUCGUCUUCGCACUUGGACGAUGUUCUCGAAUCGCUUCCCGAGAUUGAUGACCAGUUCUUUAACCUACCUCGAAUGAACUCUCUAAGAAAUUUACAACUUCCAGUUCCAGACGAUAAAAGCAAUGUUCAGAACAUUGGCGCAGGAAAAUUUGAUUGGGUGAGUUCAGGGAUGAUGGGUUCUCUGUCCCAACUCGUUUCUAGUAACCCAACACAGAGGCCGGAAACAGAGGUAUACGUCCCAACCAUGCCUCCACUUCUCCAAGUGGAUUCUCCGUCGGAGAAAUUUGGAGGGAGUUCCAUAGAAGAAGAAGUUGAGAGUGGGCUGAGAUCGCAGCGAGUUGACAAUUCUAGUUUGUUGCAGCAGCAGCAGCAUCAGCAGCAUCAUCAUCCAAGCUCGAACUUAUUUGCUCAACAAUUACCCGACCCAAUUGACCCGUUUGGGUUUAGAUACUCUCUGCAGCCGACAUCAGGAUGCUUCGGAUACAGACAAUAAGACAAAACAAAGGAAUCUCCGAAACCUUUUAAAAAGAGCCCGAAAUCGUAAUUCCUUUGGCUCUCUCGUGAAUCCACCGGGCGCAUUUGGGGAAUCAUUGUGAAUUAAAAGCUUGAACUGUAGAAAGUGAGAGAACAGAUAAAGAAGGAACAGUGAAAGUGGGUACAAGAGAGAGUUGCAAAAAUUAAUUUUCAUCUACAGUCGUCAUUCAAUGGAUUGUUUUAGAAACAUGAAGAGCUGAAAAGCUCGGGUCUCUCAUCUUAUUCAUGGAGAUUUUCAUUUGUUUUUAUUCUUGUAAAUAGUUCCUGAUUCUUUGGGGCUAUUAUUGGAAUUGGAUGAGGAAAUCUUUCGCCCCAUAAUCAUUUAAUUGGUUAGUGUAUAGAAUUUCUUGUACACUACUGUCAAUUAUGGGAAAGAAAGGCUUGAGUUCUUGGGUAGUGAUUUUUAAUUUUUAUGGAUUCAUUAAUACA